AUGCGUAUGGAACUUAUCUUGACUGUAUCUCUGGCUAUACUCCCUCAGGGCUACGACUACGAGCGCAUCUUCGGCGCGAACUGCGAGAUCGUGUGCGGGUACAUCCCCAUCCCCGUGGGCAUCGUGGGACCCCUCACGCUCAACGGGCAGGAGGUGUACGUGCCCAUGGCCACCACCGAGGGGUGCCUGGUUGCCAGCACCAACCGCGGCUGCAAGGCCAUCUCCCAGGGGGGCGGAUGCCGCGCGGCGCUUCUCAAGGACGGUAUCACUCGGGCGCCGUGCCUGCGGAUGCCCGACGCGAUGGCGGCGGCGGACCUUAAGAAAUGGUCGGAGACGCCGGAGAACUUCGAGGCCAUCAAGGCCGCCUUCCAGACCACCACUCGGUUCGGCAAGCUGCAGGGGCUGAUGUCCACCGUGGCCGGCCGCAACGUGUACCUUCGGUUCAACUGCUUCGCCGGAGAUGCUAUGGGAAUGAACAUGGUCUCCAAGGGGGUUCUGGCGGUCGUCGAUCUCUUGCAGGAGGAAUUCCCUGAGAUGGAGCUGGUGGCGAUUUCUGGCAACAUGUGCACUGACAAGAAGUCGGCCGCGAUCAACUGGGUAGAGGGCCGCGGAAAGUCGAUUGUUUGCGAGGCUCGCAUCCCGGGGAAGCACGUGGAGGCCACCCUCAAGACCACCGUCAAGGCAAGGGCCAAGGGCACAACGAACAGUAUUGAGUUGCUUUUUUCUGCGAUGGUAGAGACCAACAUCCAGAAGAACCUUGUCGGGAGCGCCAUGGCCGGUGCCCUCGGCGGCUUCAACGCCCACGCCUCGAACAUCGUGACCGCGGUGUUCCUCGCCACCGGACAGGACCCCGCACAGAACGUGGAGUCCAGCACAUGCAUCACGCUCAUGGAGGAAAUGGACAACGGCGACCUUCUCGUGUCGGUAAACAUGCCGUCAAUCGAGGUCGGCACCGUCGGCGGCGGCACCAGCCUGCCAGCACAGGCGGCGUGCCUGGACAUUGUGGGCUGCCGAGGGGCGACCCAGGCGCCUGGCCGGCCUGGGGAAAACGCUCAGCAAAUGGCCAAGUGA
This is a messenger RNA of Ectocarpus sp. CCAP 1310/34, 1071 nucleotides long. NCBI's taxonomy places the organism in Eukaryota, Phaeophyceae, Ectocarpales, Ectocarpaceae. The record is from the annotation of a GenBank genome assembly.